AUGGUCGGUGAUGUCAGUGGCACCAAGAGCCUCGAGACCAUUGGAGAUAUCGGUGAGGCGACCAAAGCUCUGGGAGCACCAAAAUAUCCGAUCCGCCACCGCAAGCACCGCCUGAGCGGCAACACCUGCGCCCCUCUCUCUCUCUCUCUCUCUCUCUCUCUCUCAACCCCAGGUGUACCGCGCCGCGGCGAACGCCGGCGAGAUGGCAGGGCCCCUCGCGCGGGCAAUGCCAGCGACGACCGCAUCAACGAACUACCGGAAGUACUCCUCUCGGACAUCCUCUCUCGCCUCGGCACUGCAGAGGCGGCCCGCACCGUCGUCCUCUCCACGCGCUUCCGCGGCGCGUGGCUCGCGACCCCCCUCCGCCUCGACGACCUCGAGCUCCCCGUCCCCGCACGCGGCAAGGUCCCCUCGAUCCAGCCCUGGACGGCGCGCGCCGACGUCGUCACCCGCGCCCUAGCCUCCCACCCCGGCCCCGUCGCGCUCUUCCGCCUCUCCCGGACCUCCUUCCGCGGCCGCGUCGACGCGGCCGAGGCCUGGUUCCGGCAGCUCGCCGCCAAGCACGCCCGCGAGGUAUCCCUCUUCUUCUCGCCCGAGUGGUGCCACGACGCGCUCGCCGACCCCCUUCUCGGCUGCCCAACCCUCCAGGUCCUCGCCCUUGGCAAGUGCCACCUCUCCGACGCCGGGGCCUCGGCCGUCGCCGCCGCUGCCCUCACCGAGCUCACCCUGUCGGAAACCUGCAUUUCCGAGGCCGCCCUUCAGAGCGUACUCUCCGGCUGCCCCGCGCUGCGCAGCCUCGUGCUCAAGCACGUCAAUGGCCUUCAGCGCAUCCGCGUCUGUUCUUGCCGCAGCCUCGUUCUGCUCGGCGUGUGGCACUACAAGCAGGUCGACGAGAUCACCGUGGAGGAUGCUCCUUGUCUGGAGCGCCUUCUCGGCAAUAUGCGUCUGAAUGCAGCCAUUACCGUCACCGGCGCGCCAAAGCUUACUGCUUUUGGCUAUGCCGUGGUCAGCAUCCCGCAUUUGUUCCAUGGCGAGCGUGCGCCGCAGGGCGUCAGCAAGGGUCUGCGUGCCCCGAUCCAUAGCGUGAAGAUCCUGGCUAUCACUGUGAAGUUCUCAAGCAAGAAGGACAUGGAGAAGGUGAUGAGCUUACUCGAGUGCUUUCCCUGCUUGGAGACUCUGCAUUUCCAGUCCUCUGAUACUGAUUACAGGUCAGGUGCAGACGAGGACUACACCACUGUCUCUGACUACAUCCAGCAGCGUUAUCCCAUCAGAGCACAUGUGCUGCAGUUCAUGAGGAUUCAGUCCAAGAUGUGUGGCGUUCCAAAAUGGGUUACGAGCCAGCAAAAUCUGCUCAGCCAAAGCAACAUGGCCUCCUUGGAAGCUGAGGUCGUGUUUGAGGGUAUGAAACGACUUAAGGACUUCACCAUAGAAGGUGUGGAUGCUCUAUCCGACCCCUUUGAUGGUGAAAUCAACAUCUUGGAGCACUAAGCAAACUUUGAAUGUUUACUUGUUGAAGUUUCACUUCGUCAUCCAUGAUGCGCCGGCUGGCCUUUUGGUUAUGUUCAGUUGAGUUCUGACUCUAGAUUCCAGACUAUCAUUUUGGCCGGAAUUUAAGGUUUCAUGUUGAAAAAGUUUAUUAUUAAUGA
Hordeum vulgare subsp. vulgare (domesticated barley) is the source of this 1646-nucleotide messenger RNA. RefSeq lists its product as uncharacterized. The transcript is spliced from 5 exons. The record is from RefSeq and is a predicted model, not a curated record. Gene Ontology annotation, molecular function: protein binding. The coding region runs from base 1 to 1488 and encodes 495 amino acids. NCBI's taxonomy places the organism in Eukaryota, Viridiplantae, Streptophyta, Magnoliopsida, Poales, Poaceae.